AUCGCUCUAUAGCUCCACAUCCUCCCCUAUAUGGCCUUGUUUUAGCAUAAUAAUAUCAUAACAUUAUAAUGGCACAAAGCACAGGAAAAGCCACCGCGGGAUCGGCAAGCAUCAACCUCUUGAACACCAUUAUCGGUGCGGGGAUGCUUGCGAUGCCGUAUGGUAUCAAAUCUAAUGGUGUCUUGCUUGGGAUCUUUGUCGUCAUCUUAAGUGGGGCCUCGUCCUCUUUCGGGCUCUACCUCCAGACGAAAUGCACGCGCUACGUUCCAGUGGGGCACGCGUCGUUUUUCGCCUUGUCGCAGCUCACCUACCCCUCCCUUAGCGUUAUUUUCGAUUUGGCGAUUGCCGUAAAGUGCUUAGGGGUCGGUAUCUCCUACUUGGUUGUUGUGGGGGACUUAAUGCCCAAAAUCGCCAAGUCCUUGAUUGACGACACGUACUUGGAAGGGCACGGGAUCUUGUUGGAAAGAAAUUUCUGGAUCUCUCUUUUUAUGGUCAUUGUGGUUCCGUUGUCCUUCCUAAAGCGGUUGGACUCUUUGCGAUACGCGUCUAUGGUUGCGCUUUCGUCGGUGGCGUACCUUGCUGUUUUGGUAGUGGUGCACUUUUUCAAGAAGGACAUUGUGGAAAAGGGUCCGGUAAACUACUUUGUUCCACACUCUGUAUCUUCCGCACUCGGAUCGUUUCCGAUCUUUGUAUUCGCCUACACCUGCCACCAGAACAUGUUCUCGUUGGUCAACGAGUUAGAAGAUAAGUCGUCUCGAAACAUGAACCGCGUUAUUAGCUACGCCAUUGGAAUUGCUAUGACGCUCUACGUGAUUGUGGGUGUCUCUGGGUACUUGACCUUUGGUGACCUUGUGGGUGGGAACAUCAUUGUAUCCUACCCUGAAUCUUUUUCCUCCACUUUUGGCCGCGUCGCCAUUGCGUGUUUGGUGGUAUUGUCUUACCCAUUGCAAUGCCAUCCAUGUCGCGCCUCCGUCAACAAUAUUUUGCACUACUUUGAUAUCCUGUUGGGAGGCGAAGACGAAACGUCCAAGGUAGCUGCCGCCGAGGAACAGAGAUUAGUGGGUAGCGGGGAUGAUCAGAGUAGUACAGCAAAUGAACAGGUAAUUGUGGCUCUUACUAAGAGAAACCACUUGAUCAUCACCUCAUUUGUGUUGCUUAUCAGCUAUCUCGUUGCGAUUUCUGUGAGGUCUUUAGAGCACGUUCUUGCGUUCGUGGGGUCUACGGGCUCUACCUCGAUUUCCUUCAUUUUACCUGGUAUUUUUGGCUACAAAAUGAUCGGAGCCGAUAAGAUCGCCAAUAACGAGCCAUUGACAAAAAAGGAAAAACUCCAAAAGUAUGGUGGCUUUGCGUUGGCCAUCUGGGGGUUCAUUGUAAUGAUUGUUUGUUUGAGUGCCACCAUCUUCUUGGGCGCCAAAGGAUAAUCCAUAGGGAGAGUAUUUAAGCAAAUGUGCGCGUAAUUUAUUAUAAAAGAUGUUAAUAACCCUG
Messenger RNA from Babjeviella inositovora NRRL Y-12698, 1485 nucleotides. Its product is annotated as aspartate/glutamate transporter. The record is from RefSeq and is a predicted model, not a curated record. Lineage: Eukaryota; Fungi; Ascomycota; Pichiomycetes; Serinales. Gene Ontology annotation, molecular function: L-lysine transmembrane transporter activity; L-serine transmembrane transporter activity; L-arginine transmembrane transporter activity. Bases 69 to 1421 code for a protein of 450 amino acids. Gene Ontology annotation, cellular component: fungal-type vacuole membrane. The transcript is spliced from 2 exons. Gene Ontology annotation, biological process: amino acid transmembrane transport.